UUCAAGUUCACAAUGGCUGAGCUUGAAGAGCGUCCAACAAAGAUUCGGAAGCUUGAUAUAACGAAAGAGUCAAAUGAGUCGCCACAAAGCAAUACAGCAGCCCAGGAAGCUCCUGAGAUGGGAUUUUCAGAUGCAACCAGUGACCAAUUAGAAGAUGAAGGAGGAGCACCAUCCCAAGAUGGUCAGGAAGAGAGGGAUGACCAGCCCAAACUAUCCAAAAGCCAGAUGAAGAAGAUGAAGAAAAAAGAGCAGUGGGAAGCCGGGAGAGAAUACCGGAAAGCCAAGCGACGAGAAAAGCACCACGAAAAACAAGCUCGGAAGAAGGAGCAGCGUCAAGAAUUGCAGGCAAAGAUCGCUAGUGGAGAAGCAAUCGAACUUCCGAAGAAGGAAGUUGAAGAGAAGCCAAAGUACCCAAGGAGACCAAUUCAAGUCCCAGUAUCUUUGAUCCUGGACUGCGAUUUCAAUGAGCUUAUGUUCGAGAAGGAACUCAAAUCCCUUGGGGCCCAGCUCACGAGAUGCUAUUCAGAAAACAGGAAGAAUCCAUAUAGAUCUCACCUCGCCCUCAGCUCUUGGGGUGGAACACUCAAGUCAAGAUUUGAGACUGUGCUCACGAACAAUCAUCUUAGUUGGAAGGGUGUGAAGUUCUUCGAGGAAGACUUUGUGGUCGCAGCAGAGAGUUUGGAUGAGGUUAUGAGAAGUAGUUCUGGAGGAACACUUGCUGGUGCUUUUUUGAAGAACACGGUUGAGGCUAUGGAAAAAAAGACAGAUAUGGGCCACUCUCCGAUCCCAGAUGGAAGUUCCGAAGAUCUCAAAGAGACAAAUGUCGCCACGGAAGCUGUCACUUCCAAGGUCCACGAAGCAUCACAGAGCACAAAUGGUGACAUAAUAACGGAAACGGCAUCUUCGCUUCAAUCAACAGUCGAACUGGAACCCAAACAAGAAGCUCCACCACCAGAAACCGCAGACUCUUCGCCUUCAAAAGCUACCCCAUCAAUUGUCUAUCUUACCGCAGACUCACCACACACCCUAGAGUACCUUUCGCCAAAUACAUGCUACAUCAUUGGCGGCAUCGUGGAUAAGAAUAGACACAAAGGACUGUGCUACAAGCGAGCCUGCGAAAGGGGUAUUCCAACGGCCAAACUCCCGAUUGGCGAAUACAUGACCAUGCAAAGCCGAAGUGUUUUGGCAGUCAAUCAUGUUGUGGAAAUUAUGCUGAAAUGGUUAGUGACUGGAGAUUGGGGAGAGGCAUUUUUGAGUGUCAUUCCUAAGAGAAAAGAGGCGAAGCUGAAAGUGAAGAAGGGCGCAGAAAAUCAGAGUGAGAAUCAAGGAGAGGAAGAGGAAGAGGGGGAGGAAAGUGAGGACGAAGAGGGCGGGGCGUCGAUUCUCGAAAACAACGCUAUCGAGGCAGUUGAUGUGAAGGAACUUGAUGAAAGGGGGCGGUUGGCGGGUUCCGACGCAAAUGACACCAUAAGAAAGUCCGUAGCUGCGAGCACUUAGCAAAAUGCAAGAAAUCCUUGUCUCGGCACGCAAAGCCUGGACAGGUGCAC
This is a messenger RNA of Hyaloscypha bicolor E, 1547 nucleotides long. RefSeq lists its product as uncharacterized. Gene Ontology annotation, biological process: tRNA N1-guanine methylation. Gene Ontology annotation, molecular function: tRNA binding. Gene Ontology annotation, cellular component: nucleus. NCBI's taxonomy places the organism in Eukaryota, Fungi, Ascomycota, Leotiomycetes, Helotiales, Hyaloscyphaceae. The record is from RefSeq and is a predicted model, not a curated record. Bases 13 to 1497 code for a protein of 494 amino acids. The transcript has a single exon.